GUGGUGGUGUCCCAACACACCAUCCUGCAUCCAACCCUGCCAAGUCUGAAUCAGCUUCUGAUGCUAUGAGCAGUGAAGAAGCCAUCAACCUGAGGGAAACCAGAGUGGCAGCAGCACUGGCCGCAAAGGCUGAACGUCGCCGUCUGGAGGCGGAGAGGAAGAGGAAGGAGAAAGAAGAGGAGAAAGAAGAGCAGAGAAAGAGACAGGAAAAGAAAGAGCAGACGGAACAGAAAAUGAGGCUGGAGCUUGAGGAGGAGCAGAGACAGAGGGCACAGCAGGCCAGGUUCACAUCUUAUACACACUAUAUUAUAGGUUCCCAUCAAAGACAUAAAAGAAGUCAGCAAAAACUCCCAAUCAAUAACGUUGGCCAUUUAAUGGUGCAUUUUUCAGGCUGAGAAAGCUUAAAGAAGAAGAGGAGAGACAGAGAAAGGCUGAGAGAGAGAGGGAAGGACAGAGGAAUGAGCAGGCUGAGAUGGAGACGGAGAGGAGGAGACAAGAAGAAACAAGGAACAAGAAGCUAUAUCUAGAACGACUUCAGAAAGCGAGGCAUGAAGAGGAGAUGAGAAGAACAGUUGAGUUAAAGCUUCAGUAUGAGGAGGAGGAGGCUCGUAAGGAGGAGGAGUAUAGGAGAUUGCAGGAGAUGGAUGAGAGCGAAAGACUGGAGUACUUACGCAGACGGCAGGAGGAAGAAGAAGAGAGGAGGAAGGCGGCAAAGGAGCGAAGACGAGCAGAAGAGGAAGCAGCCAUGUGGGAUGAAGAGUUUAAUAGGCAGAGGGCAGCACUGGAGCAAAAUCUCCAGUUCCACAGAGGACUUUUUGUGGAGACAGAGGGUCUGAAACAGAAGCAGAACAUCUCUCGGCCCUGGGUCUUCUCCUACUUCAGUCGGCUGAGCUUAGCAGACUGUAAGAUGUCUGAGGAGUAAAAUAAAGUUCAUCACACCCAUCUAUUUUGCUGCCAUUUAAAACUCCUCAUUCUUAUAUCACUCUCAGAACUGCACCCCAUCUGAGAGAUGUUCCAGAUGACCAGAUUGAUCUUCUAGCUAUUUCUGUGUUACAGUCCAAAAAUGGAAGCUAAACUGAAUGAAGACAGUAAUCAACUAUAGUUUCCAGGAAUGUAAUUUUUUUUUUUUUUUUUUUUUUUUUUUUUACAAUUCAUGUUCUGAGUGUUUUAAAUGUCACUGGUCACUAUUUGAAGUGUUAACAGGUUAAAAUAAUCUGGUUAUGUUAGCUUAUCUGGAGCUCCUUUUGGGGCUGUUGAGAAUUAUUGUUUCAUUUGAAUGAUAGAAAAGGUCAGGAUAGUAGUAUUGAUGGCUUUCCCUUUGACUCUUGGUUCUUAGGACCUCUUACACCUGGAUCCCGAGGGAUCCAUGAAGCCUAGCCGGGGGUUCAGCAAUUUUCUUAUUUAGCUACAGUGGUGGAAAUCACAAACCACCAUGAAUACAAAUAAUCUCAGCUGGAAUCUAAUGAACAAAAAUUUAUUAUAUGAGUGGAAAGUUCAUACCAUUGGCUCCUAUAAAUAGCCCAAAUAUUACUGCAUACUUCAUUCAAAUGGUUUGUUUAUUAGGAAAAAUAAAUCCUGGGGGGAUUUUAGUUUAUAGCAAACUAUAAACAGUUUGAGAACCCCUGUCAUGGACAACCUAGAUUAUUUAUAAAAAUGUAACAAUUUGUAUGGAAAUAGACAACAACUUGGUCUAAUCUUUUCCGUUUCCCAUUUAGUUGCUGUAAAUUACAGAAUUAAAAAAAAUAAAAAAUAAAAAACAUUUGUUAAAGAAAUUAACUACAUGAUAAACAUACAGCACCAGUUCAGACACACCAAAUAUAAGCCUUAUCUUUCCUAUUUUAUAAUGUCAAUGUAUUCUUUCACACUGUUCAGUAGUACGUUCUCUUACAAAGAAAUAUCUGACCUCCUUUACAGUACUGUAAACGCCAAAUGACAUCUCUAUUAAUGAAAAACCUUUUUUAAUGUAGUGUCUUACCUUUGCACUGAAAGUAUCUCAUCGCUCUCUGUUUUUUUUUUUUGUUUGUUUUGUUUUGUUUUGUUUUUAUUUGUUUUUUUUUUCCAAUAUGCUCAUCUUCACCUUUAAUAAUUUAAUGGAAAUGCUUAAAAUUGCAGGCCUUGCAUACUUCUUUAAUUAUGGAAUACCAACUGGUUAUGGAAUACUAAUCCAACCUUGAACGUUUACUACAAGCAUGGCAGAGCUAGCAUAAAAUGCAGGGUUAACUUUACAAGGUUUGAUCCUGAGCUCCUACCUCCUCAAAACAUGCUAGGAGGUAAGGCCUGUUCACACCGGGAAGUUUUUCCCAGCACAUUCAACCGUUUUUCGACGUUUUUUUUUUUUUUUGUGUGUGUGUGUGUGUGUGUGUGUGUGUAUUCACACGCAGGCGUUAAAUGCGGUCGAGGUGCUGAAUGAAAGUUUAAAUUCACUCCCUGACAGUAGAUGGCGCUUAUUGAAAAGCAGAAACACCCCGGUACACAAGGUGGCGCUGCACAACUUUCCGUUUCUGACACCCGCUCAUCACUGAGAAGAAGAAGAGAACCAGUCUUUACGUCUUGAAGCCGUUCACACACUUUUUGUGAACUCGCUGAAGCUCGUACGCACUUUUGCUAAAUGUAAGAGAUUUGGCUACUGCAACAAAUACUUCUUUAAAGCUAAUCCUUAAAGUUCUCCUUUUACAUAAUUUACUCCUUUAAAAUAAGUAAUGAUUUGAAUUAUAUCAAAGUCAAAGCAACAGCAUUCACAUGCUUAUGGGAAGACCCAAAUUUACUUUGGGAGGGGGUGGGUAUAAGGCAACUAUUGUUGUGCCCAAAAAUAUUGACUAUGAGUAGUUUUUUUGUGGUUAAUAUGAUAAUACAACAAUGCAGUAAUGGAACACUUAGCUAUUUAAAUAAGAGGUCAAGAAUCCUUAUAUGCAUGUACAUGCCAGGUGCAAAAUAAAUACAGUGGAUAUCAAUCAGCGAAUUAUCAUUUGCAGGGAAGAAACAAACAAUGCUAUUUAGUGUAGAAAACAACACUGAAAGAAUUAAAUGGAUCAUUUAGAAUAUAUGCUUGCAUUUCAGUGUCAUCAAAAAAAUAG
This is a messenger RNA of Ictalurus furcatus (blue catfish), 3074 nucleotides long. RefSeq lists its product as uncharacterized. The coding region runs from base 473 to 922 and encodes 149 amino acids. The transcript is spliced from 4 exons. NCBI's taxonomy places the organism in Eukaryota, Metazoa, Chordata, Actinopteri, Siluriformes, Ictaluridae. The record is from RefSeq and is a predicted model, not a curated record.